AUGAAGAGACUCGCAACGACCACGUCAACGACAACUACAGGGCGUGCUCUCGCCGGUCCUCUAGCCAGCGUGGCCGCAAUACCCAAGUUCAUGCGAUUCGUCAUAUCAAGCUCAACGUAUGUCUCAGAUUCCCAAAAUUCUUUGAUAUGGUCCACAGCGACAGAUGCCAUGGCUUCGCAGAGAUUUUUGUCUUGGGAAGUCGGCAACAUAAUAUGCAUUGCAUAUAUGAAUCUCUCUGUGGACCAGCCGAAAUCGAGGAGAUGGCAGAUGCUUUCAAUGGAGCGUUUUAGGAGGCCUAGUAUUCCCAAAAAGUCCGCAAUAGCGUGCACCACAGUCGGAUUCGGAGAUGCAUGUAAUUCCCAUCAUAGCGGCAUUUUUUGCAGGGCUGCACUCGAUACCCUCAUCCGUUUCACGAUGUCGGUAUCAAAAAUGUCUAAGAGCAUAGUUUCCGCCGAGGCCUCCUACGGGACUUAA
Molecule: messenger RNA, 474 nt
Organism: Paracoccidioides lutzii Pb01
Exons: 2
Coding region: 1-474 (157 amino acids)
Source: RefSeq, a predicted model, not a curated record